Molecule: messenger RNA, 4245 nt
Organism: Penicillium coprophilum
Lineage: Eukaryota; Fungi; Ascomycota; Eurotiomycetes; Eurotiales; Aspergillaceae
Product: Tetratricopeptide-like helical
Exons: 4
Coding region: 1-4245 (1414 amino acids)
Molecular function (GO): protein binding
Source: RefSeq, a predicted model, not a curated record
AUGGGUAGAGAUCAAGACGAUAGCGAGUAUAACCUGCAAGAGGCAUGGGAAAAGGCGUGCACUUCCUUUGCGAAGACAGCCAAAAUCGACCUCACUACAGCGCCGAAGUUCUCUGUCGAUGAAGUCCUCGAUCAAAUUCGCGCGAAGCAGGAUGAUGAUGAGGAGAAGAACAGCAAGUAUGCCGCUGCAAGAGAUGCCAUUAGCAAGACGUUGACCUUUGUCACACUGUUGGGUGGGAUCGCUGCCCAGGGUGCGAGCAUGGUAUUUGCGCCUGCCGACCUCUGUUUCAAUGCGAUUACAUACCUCAUUGACACUGGAGCAAGAUUCAAACGCAUUUUCAGCAGCCUGGCCGACCUGUUCCGCCGCAUCUCUGAUGUGCUAGAACGCUGUAAGAUUUAUAUGCGCUUGCCCGCAGACGCAGUUGAUGUCGCCCUCCGCAAGAUCAUAAACGAGGAGCUGGUAUGUUUUGUCGACAUUUGCGCGUUGUCAAUCAAGGUUCUCAGGGGUCACAAAGUCCUCAUAGCGCUCAAGGUGUUUGCCUUCGAUGGCGACGAAGGCGUGAGCGGCCAGCUGGCUCGUCUGACCACGCUAGUUGAGCGCGAGUCUCAGAUGCGGGCAACACUAGGGUUUGAGUCGCAGAAGAUGAGCGAGAGAAACAUUAUUGAGAACCGGGAUGGCACAAGAAAAAUCAACAGAGACGCAGACACUGCCUCAAAAAAGCUUCUGGAGAGCAUCGAUCUCAGUCUGGACAACGCGGGCGAGGCUUUCAAAACCAUUCAAACGAACCUGCGACGCCUGCUGAGUGACCAGGUUCAGGGGAGUGGAGAGUGGCUUCGAAAUGAUCCACUAUAUACCAAGUGGGUGUCUCAUGAAACGUCGCCGUUCUCAGUCUUUGGUAUCUCCGGAGGCGAGGGAUAUGGCAAAUCGUUCCUCUUUGCGAGCAUUGUCAAACACCUGCAGGAAGCACAACCUCAAUCUGGAAACGAUAUGAGAUGUAUUUCCACUGCCUAUCAUAUCUUUGACGAAGAUAAAGAACAAACUUCUUUGGUGAAGGCUCUGAAGGUUCUUGCAUGGCAGAUCGCCGGCCAAGAUAUUGUUUACCGCAAAGAUAUAAGCUCUGUGAAAACGAUUGGUAUCAACCAGAUAGGGGAUCUUUGGGAAAUUCUCUUCUCCAAAUCAUAUAAGAGCGACUCAACAUUCUUUCUACUCCUCGAUGGCAUUGAUCAGAUAGAGAAGAGUGACCUCAAGGAGUUCAUCCGAGUUUUAGAGGAAUUACAGGUCACCUCUGAGACCUGGUUACAGUUCAAGCUCCGCAUUUUCAUUACUGGACGAGAUGAUACAAUGAGGAAAAUCGAAAGUCAGCUUGGGGGAGGGAUGUCGACAAUUGAGAUGGCGUCCGAAAACAACGAUGAUAUAGAGAAGUUCAUUAUUGACCGCAUGAACAAGAUGGAGAUCCUGAGCGGCUCGUCAGAUCAGGUACUCUCACUACGGCGCGAGAUCUUACAAAACCUGAGGACUCAGACCCAUGGCGACUUCGUCAAUAUCGGCCUCUUGCUGCAUGAGAUCAGCGGGAAGCAACGUCCUGGUGAGAUCCGGGAUAUCUUGUCCCGGUCGGGAGGUAAUCGAUCCGACACUAUCGCGAGAAAGAUCGAACGCCUCAACGAGACACUCAACGAAGAAGAUAUUUCGGACUUGAAUGUCAUCCUCACAUGGGUUGUCUUUGCUUGCUGGCCGCCAUCUCUGGGAGAACUAGAGGCGGUCGUCUUCCUGAAGGCCGGAGAGUCUUCUCUUCGGCCUCUGGCAGAGAAAAUAAUUGAUCAAUAUUCCUCAAUUCUCCGGAUAAUGCCAGAGCCAUAUCCCGUCGAUAAGGCCAUUCCAGCUACUUUCGGUUUGUUAUCGACUGUGGUACUGGUUUCCGACUCAAUAGAAGACUUUUUCCUGAAGCAAGAUGAUACCGACAGCAACGGAGAUGCCUCGGACAUAGAUGACACUGGGGAUGUAAGCGAAGCCGAAGUCAGGAUUGUCCGCCGGUUCCUGGAAUCAAUAUGUGAUCCCAAGCUGUUCUCCAAGUUUGGCUUUGAAGAUUUCUUCCAGCGGAAACUCAAGGGGAAAAAGGCCCUGGUCGGAGUUGACAUGUAUAACGCUCAUUUGAGUAUGCUGUCAACGUGCCUGGAGGUUAUCAACCGCCAAGAAUCUCCCAAACUGACCCCUCUGCUCAAUUACGCAUGUUCUUAUUUUCCGGCACAUCUUCAUGUAGUGGAUCCUUCAUUGAUGCAACCACGUGAAAAGAUGGCCCUUGGUCCGCAGUUAGUCUCCCUCCUCAUGGAUGAACAGACCAUUAGGAAAUGGUGGUCACCAUCCGGACUUUUGUUACGGAUGCAAUGGAUCUACACGGAUGAACUUCCUGAACUUGCAUUGAAAUGGCUUCAAGACUCUGCGGUCACCAAAAACCUCCCCGAUGACCAAUUGAAAUGGGUGAAAAGUUUGAGUUCCAAGUCCGAGCCAGAUGCAGAUAUUCUGGAGCAUAUUGCAAAAUUGACUGCCCGUCUCUGGUUGAAAUCAGGUAUCAGUGCACAGUCGCUUGCAGAUUGUUUCGCCGUCAUUCAUGGAUAUAUCACCAAGAUUGAAAAUCGCAAAAACCCCCAGGUCCAAAGGUCAACAAGUGACCCAGAACCCGAAAGCAUCGACACCUCCCAAAUCCUUGAUGCCGCCGAAUGGGCUCGACAGAAACUUGGACUAGAUAAUCUGGGAUACUACGAGACCCGCAACCUAGCGUGCACAUUGAGAGAGUACAGAAAAUGCGCCGAGUCCGUCGAAUAUUUCAAACUCUCGUGUUCACUGCGAGAGUAUAAUUGGCUCUCCCAAUGGGGACUUGCAAACACCUAUGCCUGCCAGAAGGAAUUUGCCCUUGCAAUUGAGGCUAUAGAGGCCGCAAAAAAUGUUAUAGAGUGCGGCGAGAUACGCGAAGAUGACUCUGAGUUGAUAGGAAUGGACCGUGAUAUGGCCAAGUAUAACGAGGAACUGGGUGAUAUCAACAAAUCGUUUGCGAUAUACGAGGAAAUGCUGCGGAAAGACCCGACGGACUAUUACGCGGCGGUGGAGAUCACAAUGCACUUUCGUAAAAACAAGGACUCUGAAGGCCUGCUCAAAUUCCUUAAUUCGCUGAAGGCCUCGAUAGACGAUUCAACCGGUCUUGACAGACGAACGCUGAUGUUCCACGAGACUUACUCCCAUAAUGGGUAUCAUGAGGCGUUGUUCGCUUUGGCGUCCGAUAACGAGGCCUUUGACAUCAUCUCUGAAAGCUAUCAAGUAGCCAUUUCUGCCGCUAAAGAGCGGCUCGCGGAGGCGGCCAAUAAGGGUGACCGCGACGAAGAAAUCCUCUAUAAUUCCUGCCAAGGGUGGCUGACGCAUAAGAUUGCACACCUUUGCUACUGCAAUAGCACCGAGAAUGUCGAGCGGAGGGAAUUCGCUAUUGAACAGUGGGAACGCAUCCUACAGAUUGGUACAAAGCGCGAAGAGAUGUCCCUCUCAUGGCUGAAAGAAGCCGUCUGUGGAAAGCUUGCGAACGUGUUUUUCCAUGAGGCGAUGCGGGAUACAAACGCUGCAGCUAGUUAUCUGGAGCGGUUGAAGCAGCUGGCCACAUUCAAGCCCAUUGAAGAUGAGCGCCCAAAAACCUAUACAACAGAACUUAUCGCACGAUACUACGCGCUUCAAGGAGACGAAACGAAGGCCAAGGAUGCCUUGCGCUUGCACAUCAAACGCAACAUCGACAUUCUCUCCGAUGAUGAUCCGCUGAACGACUGGCAGGGUUAUUUGGGCUUAGCGAGACAUCUCAUGUUCGCCGGCCAGGACGUUGACUGCCUCGCCGCUUGGUGGUUACUUGUUCCUUAUAGCCACGCAGAGACCGACCCAGAUUCAUCAGAAAUUGAGACAGCAUCUGAGUGCUUUGGGCCCUUGUGGGAUGGAUGCUAUGGCUGUGAGGAGAAUGACAAGUACGCAGAUGACAUGUAUGUGUGCAGAGAGUGCGAGGAUAUCCAGUUCCACGCACACUGUUACCGCAAACUACUAGAAGGGACCCUCAAGUACGAAUUCUGCAACAAGGACCACAAAAUGCUGCAUGUCCCACCAUACGAUCCCGCCCAGCGCCAGAGAGUUGGUGUGGGUAAUGUCCUGGUUGGCGAGGAAAUCAUCCCGGUUACUGAAUGGCUUCAACGACUCAAGGAAAACUGGGGUAUCCGCUUAUAA